Molecule: messenger RNA, 2121 nt
Organism: Rotaria sp. Silwood1
Lineage: Eukaryota; Metazoa; Rotifera; Eurotatoria; Philodinida; Philodinidae
Source: the annotation of a GenBank genome assembly
AUGGAUUUUAAACAUCAAAUAGAAAAUUGUAAUCUAAUUGGCAUAGUAAGACCUAAUAAACAGUCUACAUCUUCUAAAAAUCUAAUUACAACAGCAAUAUCUGAACAAACUAGUACGAAGCCGCCACAUCGACCAUUUAAUUCUCGUAUCAUUCAAAACUUUAUUUUGAUAUGGUUACAUUCUGACAUUGAUGAAAUGAAUGACAAUGAGUUUCAUAAUUCAAUUAUUGAACUACAACGAGUUGUUAAUACCAUCAAUACAUUUACUGAUAUUGAUCAAUGUACAGAUUUUAUUACCGAUAUCAAAAAUGAAAAAGUCCUGAUGAUUAUUUCAAAUGAAUUUGAUCAAAAUAUUGUGCCUCUCGUGCAUGAUUUAAUUCAAAUUAAUUCCAUUUAUAUCUUUUGUAAAAAUAAAUUAAAACAGAAACAAUGGACACAACAAUGGCCAAAAGUGAAGGACAUCUUUAUUUCAAUUUCGUCUUUGUGUCAAGCACUUAAACAAGAUGCACAAAAAUGUGAUCAAGAUUCGGUUUCGAUUAGUAUUAUAUCAACACAUAGUAGGAAUUUAAAUGAAAAUUUAGAUCAAUUAAAUCCAACAUUUAUGUAUACACAAAUACUAAAAGAAAUUUUAUUGACAAUUAACUUCGAUGAACAACAUAUUAAAGAUUUUACAACCUACUAUCGUGAAAACUGUGCCGAUAAUGCCAUUCAAUUGAAUAAUAUUAAUGAAUUCGAAAGAAAUUAUGAUAAAUAUUUGCCUAUCUGGUGGUAUACUCAUGAGUGCUGGCUUUACUCGAUGCUAAACCGAGCUUUACGUCUAAUGGAAGUUGAUACUAUCAUAAAAAUGGGUUUCUUUAUUCAUGAUCUUCAUCAUCAACUCGUAAAACUACACUCAAAACAAUCUAGUGAGUACCAUCAAUUGCAACGAUUUACUAUUUUUCGAGGUCAAGGUUUACCUAAGACAGACUUAGACAAAAUGCUGGAAACACAAAAUGGAUUGAUAUCUUUUAAUAAUUUUUUGUCUACAAGCAAAGAACUAAGUAUAGCUCUUAGUUUUGCUAGUAGUUCUCUUGUUAAUCCAACCUCAGUGGGAAUUGUCUUUGUGAUGAUAAUUGAUCCUUCAAUAAAAUCCACUCCUUUUGCUUCUAUCAACGACGUGAGUUACUACAAGACAGAAGAAGAAAUUCUAUUUUCGAUGCAUACCGUUUUUCGCUUUGACAAUAUCAUACCGAUCGAUGGUAACAAUCGUCUAUGGCAGGUAGACUUAAUACAGACCAAUGAUAACGAUUCACAGCUAAAUGAUCUUACUGAACGAAUACGUCAUGAGAUUCAAGGAUCAACUGAAUGGGAUAGAUUGGGUAAAUUACUGAUUAAAAUUGGCCAAUAUGAUAAAGCUAAUGAAUUAUACGAAUUUCUUCUUGAUCAAACAGAUAGUGAUCGUGAGAAAACACAUUUCUAUCAUCAACUUGCAUGGAAUAAGAAAAAUCAAAAAAAAUAUGACGAAGCAAUUACAUUUUAUGAAAAAUCGCUUGAAAUUAAACAAAAAGUUAUGCCUCCAAAUUCUCGUUCGUUUGCUGUUUCCUAUAAUGAAAUUGGUUCAGUAUAUGAAAAAUUGAAUGAAUAUACGAAAGCACUUUUAUAUUAUGAAAAAGGACUUGUAAUUCAACAAGAAAUACUUCCUUCGAAUGAUCCUGGCUUGGCAUCUACAUUCAACAAUAUUGGAUCUGUUUACGAAAAAUUAAAUGAUUAUCCAAAAGCUCUUUUGUUUCAUGAAAAAGCACUUGAAAUUCGACAAAAUAUAGAUCCUUCAAAUAAUCUAACCUUAUCUUUUUCUUAUAAUAACAUCGGUUCUCUGUAUAAAAAGAUGGGCGAAUAUUCAAAAUCACUUUCAUCCCACAAAAAAGCAUUGGAAAUUCAACAAAAAAUACUUCCAUCAUAUCAUCCUGAUUUAGCUCAAACCUACAGUAAUAUCGGUUUCGUUUACAGUGAGAUGUGUCAAUAUUCAAAAGCACGUCAAUAUCAUCAACAAGCUGUUGAUAUUGGAAAUCGGUCAUUACCUAACAAUCAUCGUCGUCUUCAACAAUGGCGAAAGAACCUCGAAUAUGCAAAAAGAAAAAAUUAA